Paramecium octaurelia is the source of this 2029-nucleotide messenger RNA. Lineage: Eukaryota; Ciliophora; Oligohymenophorea; Peniculida; Parameciidae. The record is from the annotation of a GenBank genome assembly.
GAAAUAACAACUUGAAGAUGGAAAUUCUUUGUGUUUGCUGUGAAUGUUGCCUAGGACUUCGAUCUGACGAGGGUGCCUCACUUGGAGGCUUAUCUAUGCUUUGCUGCUGUUAUUGUUGCCUUAAAGGCUAUGAAGAGAAUAUAUCUGGGCAUAAGUCCAGGGUCUAUAGAUACAUAAAUAUAGUUCUUGUCUUUAUAUUUGUAAUGGUUGCUGUGAUUUUAACAGCAAUCAUACAAAGCAAAACAAGCUUAUCUAAUUAGCAAAUAACAAAAAUAUUCGAUAAUUGGUAGCUUGGUGCUUUAACUGAAAUUUAAAUAUUCGACUUCUGCCCAGCUGAUUAUGAAUUGCUAACCAACUAUUCAAUACCAGGAAUAUAAGAAGGCUGUAUCUGCAUGAGCGAUAGAGAUGUUUCAACAUUCGAAUGCUCAGAUUGGGAUAAGUUUUAAAAUUGUUACAAUAUACCAGAAAAGGACCCGAUCGAAUUUUCCAAAUGGGUAUUAUCCUCGAAUAACUCAUUUUAUGCUUUUUAACUCUGUGGGAAAAGAUCCACCUUACCAUUUUAUGAAUUAUUAUAAAACAAAAUAACAACUGCAGAAGAUUGUAAAGCAAAUGGUUACAAAGUAUGUGAAACUUAAUCCACAGAAUUUGUUUAUUGCGUACUCAAAGAAGAAACUUGUCCAAUAAGAGAAAUCAUAUUCAGCUAAUACCAACUCUCAGAAUACGAGAUAUAGUAAAAUAAUUAUAGUUUAAUUUAUGACAAGGGAUUUUAUACAUAUGUAAGUCUAUCAAAAGAAACCUUUCCGCUAAUGAAUUUUGCCAUCGUAAAAGGCAAGGGAGUGUGUUUUGAUAACAGUAUAUAGAGUUUAAAUCCUAAACUCGAUGAGGAUUACAUCUUGUUUGAUCCAGCCCCAGAAGAUUGCACCUUAGAUGAUAGUUAUUACUAGAUAUCAACAAUAAAUGAAAGAUAGCUGUUUAAUCUUAACAAUAUUCUGUCACUGGUUCAAGCAGAAAGACCUUUAUAUGAUAUUAGCAACAAAGUAGAAUAUUAAUUACUUGCUUAGAAUCAAAUAUAGUUUAAAGAGGAUUGCAGAUCCAAAAAGUAAACCUUAAUUAAUAUUUUAGUUUUGAAUAACUGGUUGAUCUUGACUCAAGGUUUAAAAGCCAGAGGACUAUAACUAUCUGUUAAUUAGUAUUUUCAUGCGUCGCAUUUGUAAUUAUACUUCUUUUUAUGUUAAAUGAAUUACAUCGUUGUUGUUAUAAGGAUUGUGGCAAAUGCUUUGGAGGAAUAUAAUUGUUAAUUAAAGAACUUAUAGUUUAUUUACUAGGUGUAACUGUUAUUGUUGCCUAUGCUUUUAUGAUGGAUUUGGUCAAUACUAUCGAUGAUUUUACUAGUAAAAAUUGUUUCCCUUAAAGUGGCUAAGACAGAAUGAAUUAAGUGCGUGAAAGUUUGGUCAAUACUGCUUUGUCCCUUUCCUAUUGUCUCCUUAUUAAUGUAGGUCUCAUGAUGGUCAUUAACUUUUUCAUGUCAACCUUUUUGUGUUUUAAAAAUUAUAAACUUAGUUUGAAGAUGCCAAAUUUCUUCACAAGGUAGAAAUCAUACAGAUUUGAAGCUCAUCGUUACAACCCAGAUGAUUAUAAAAAAAAGGAAGAACCUAUUUAGAAUCAAAAUAAUUACUAAAAUCCUUAUUAAGCUCCUAACUAAGAUAAUAAUAGAUAUCCAUAUCUUGCCCAAAAUCUGAGCGGAGACUAAAAACCUUACCCAAUUCCUUAAUUAGGCCAUAAUAACAAUCCAGAUCGAUAUUAAGGCUAUGAUAAACAUUCUUACCCACCUCCCCCCUCCCAUUAUUAGUAAAAUCCCAUCCAAUAUUAGUAAAAUCCUACUCCUUAAUAUUACGAAUAGUAGGUAAUUCAUAAUAAACCUCCUUAACAUCAGUAUGUUUAAAAUCAAGCAGUAGAAGACGAACCUCCAAUAAUAUAAGAAGAAGAUCCUCCAGUAAUCAAAUAAGAAAAUUAAAAAUAUAUAUAAUGA